Molecule: messenger RNA, 4308 nt
Organism: Plasmodium cynomolgi strain B
Lineage: Eukaryota; Apicomplexa; Aconoidasida; Haemosporida; Plasmodiidae
Exons: 8
Coding region: 1-4308 (1435 amino acids)
Biological process (GO): protein dephosphorylation
Molecular function (GO): protein phosphatase regulator activity
Source: RefSeq, a predicted model, not a curated record
AUGGUAAAUAGGCAAAAUGGCUUCUUCGCUAAGCUGACAGGCCUGACAUCCACCGUGUUCAACUUCAACUUGGAGAACAUCCACGAGGCCGUGGAUGAGAAUUUAACAGCGCUGGAAAGAGCUGUACUGUACGGAAACAGCAGCAAAAAAUGCCGGAAAAUAAUUUUUGUUAAAGAGUUGGUGAAGUCCCUAAAUAGUAUAGGCUAUGAGGAUUUUAAGAAGGUCAUUUAUCCCCUUCUUGUAAAAUUAAGCAAUGAUAAAGAAGAAAUACAAUACGAGUUGUGUUGUCAGAUAGGUGACCUGUGUGCGUACUUGCUGCAGAGUAACAAUGGGCCCGACGGGUGCGCAGAUAUCAUUAAGUUUCUUUUCCCCAUCCUCGAGCGGAUCAUCAGAAAUGGGCAAGGCGGCGCUGGCGGCGGGACUGGCGGCGGGAUAAGCGGCGGGAAUGGCGUCGGAAGUGUUGGCGGAAGUGUUGGCGGGAAUGGCGGCGGGAUAAGCGGCGGGAAUGGCGUCGGAAGUGUUGGCGGAAGUGUUGGCGGGAAUGGCGGCGGUGUCGGCGGCGGAGAGGUGCUCGCGAACGCGAUGAAGGCGCUGCUCAUCCUAGCCACGCACAUCAAAGCCAAGUACCGAAAGAGCAUAAUUUUCCCCUUCAUACUCUCGUUGGCCUCCAGCGAAAAAUUCAAGAAUCUGGGAUUUGUUCUAUUGAUUAAAAUUUCUCAUAUAUUUGAGAGAGAAAUGAUAUCCAGGCAUUUAUUCCCAUGCAUCGAGUCCUUCGUUAGGGGAAAAGACCAAGAGAGCAAGUUAUUCCUCUCCUGUUACCUCCAUAAUAUAUGCAAAAUUGUAAACGAAGAAGAAUUGAUAAUCAUAUUAUAUAUGCUCAAAUCGUUAUGUAAUGAUCCAAAUGACAUUGUAAAAAUAAUUAGCAUGUACAACUGUGUGCAUGUGUCAUGUCUUUAUUCAAAGAGUCUCUUUCUGCACUUUUUUGUUCCUCUAUUUAAUGAAUUUUUGAAAAAUUCAAAUUUGUAUAUAUUUUAUUACGCCUUGAUCAAUAUGCUGUUUUUUAUUUCCCUUUUUGAGGAUAUGGAUCUUAUUCAUCCUUUUUACAUUCAUAAAAUGAUUUUUUUUUUCAAUAAUGUUUUUUCUUCUCACUUGUUUACGUUGAAUUAUUUGAAUGACACAGCUAAGCGGCAGAGCAGCUAUGCUUUGGUGGGUGUCCCCCGGGGGGGUGAAGCGGCAUCCCCAGUGGGUGAAGCGGCAUCCCCAGUGGGUGAAGCGGCAUCCCCAGUUGGAGAAGCGGCAUCCCCAGUGGGUGAAGCGGCAUCCCCCGUGGGAGGAGCACACAAAACGGAGGAACCACACCGAGUGGCCGAGACAGACAUUUUGAGCAACCCAAAUGUGGACGUGCCAACUGGUGUUACUCCUUCGAAAGAGGAAGGACCAAGUAGCGACUCAAGAGAAAUAUCACAUGGUCAGUCUAGCCAAGACAACGGAGGGAGAAGCGACACAUCACACCUCUCAGCAAAGGAUGAAUCGGAUGCAUUCGAAAGAAAUCAUGAAGGGAAGCGAGAAGUACAGGAGGAUGAGACGACAACACUCACGAUGAGCUUCGUAAGUGUGAAACAAAACGUUCAUAGCCAGUCAGUCAAUAUGGAGGAGGCCCAGCAAAUGGGGGGAAACGGAUUCUAUUCAAAGUCGGACAAUCAUGUGAAGGAAAAUAAUACUGAUGGCGCUGCACAGUCUAACACGUUGGAAAAUGUGAAUGGAGACGAAAAUGGAACAGCAGCUGUGCAGAACGGAUUAUCCCUUUUCCCUUCGUCGUCCUCCUUGCUGGAGUCAUCCAAUGCGACAUCACUCCUUCCGUCUCUGCUGCCAUCCCCAUCCACGUCCUCGCUCAUCACCCCCGGAUCAACGUCCAUUUUUGUCAACAACGGCUUUAUUAACGACCUCAUAAUUAGCAACAAUCAUUUUGCGGUGAGCGUUAGGCAGUUUUUUCAAGUGCACGGUGGAGAAGCUGGGGGGGCGAGCGAAGGGACUAAAGAGAAGGGCGUCCCAUUAGGGGAAGAAAAAGAAGUAAAAGUAAAAGAGGAAGAAAAAGAAGAAGAAAAAGUAAAAGUAAAAGGGGAAGAAAAAAAAAAGGAGAGCGAACCUACACAUGCGUGGAACCAUCGGGAUGAACUGUUUAACCUCACCGAUAAUGACAUCACCUGCAUAGACGGAGUAUACAAUCACGAUAAAACGAUUGACAUAAAUCAAAUUAAAGGAUGGUACUUCAGUGACGUGGAUCUAAUCAAGGGGGAUAUGGCAUACGGUGCGAUGUUUCUUCGGAAGGGAGGGAAAAUCGAUACCCAUAGAGAGCGACGCCCACGUAAAAUACACCUAAACCAAAAAGAAGACCACAUUUACAAUAUCGAAGCGGUGAAUGUAGAGACCAUUAAGAAGAAAUUUUUAUUUGACACCCCAUAUAACAUCAUCGUGUCUCACAACAUAAACGCAGUGUACAUCACGGCCCUGCAUAUCCCCACUCUCAUCCUAGUGCUCAAGCAACACUUCUUCAGAUUUUUCUCUCACGUUUUUUUUUUUGUAUGUACCUAUCCGUACUAUAUCAUUAGGAAAACCAUGGCGUCUUUGUUUUAUGAAAUUUUGAUAAAUUUUCUGGAGCCCUCGAAUUUUUUAGAAAUGACUGUUGAUGAGUUAAAUGGGGAAGAGGACAUGAUGGCCAAAUUUAGGAAAAGCGGAGCGGAUAAAAUUUUGAGAAGCGGGGCGGAUAAUAUUUCGAAAAGCGGAGCGGAUAAUAUUUCGAAAAGCGGAGAGGAUAGAAUUUUGAGAAACGGAGCGGAUAAAAUUUUGAGAAGCGGAGAGGAUAAAAUUUCGAAGAGGAAGAGUGACACGUUUUCCUAUCCCCACCUCCUCAAAACGGACUGCGAAAGACAGCGAGGUGGUAAGAAUCACUCUACUAAACAAGAUUUUCCUCAAAUCACACAGACAUUCAACGUAGACUACGCCACCUACUGCAAUAUGAAACGCAUACAGAACAUGAAAUCGGUGACAAGUGAUGAGAGGAUAAAUCACCUGGACAAGAGUAGUUCGUCGGGACGUGCACUGAGUGAUAGUACGCCUCCCACAUCAAAUGGACCUACGGAGAAGCAACAAGGGGGGGAUAAUUAUUCAGACGGUGGAUAUUCGCAGGGGGAGAUCCAUGAUCAGGGCGCUAGCCAAGUGGGGGAAGAUAUGGGGACACAAAUGGACAAAGGGUCGGAAGAAGAUCUGCAGGAGAGAACCAACAUAAUCAAACGAGUGCAAAGCGAAAUUAAUGCCAACCUACACGAAAGCGAUUUUUUUAGAAAUGAAGAAAAUGAAAAUUUUUUUUUUUACAAAAAAUUUCUACACAAAUAUGAAGCUAUAUAUGAGAAAUACAUUCAAAGGUUUAGAAAAUAUUACAGUGAGGAUUCUUCCCUUUUUUUUUUCCACUUUUUUGUUUGUUACUUUUUGAGGGAUUCAAACGUGCUGGUUAAGAAGGCCAUCCUGAAGAGGUACGAUAAAAUGGUUUUACUUUUCCCGAGCUUCGUACAGAAGGUGCUCAUGUCCUACUUGUCUUAUGUGCUGGAUGUCAAGACUCUGGAUUAUUCCCUGCGCAAGAGGGUGUCUAAGGUGGUCUGCCGGAUGCUGUCCUGCGCGGAGGAUGCGCAGGUCGUCCGCAGGUUCCUCUUCCCUCUAUUCCUCAGACUGUGCAAGGACGACGUCGCCAUCAUUCGCACCUACACGGCUAGCUACUUCUACCUAUUCCUCGAAAAGGGGUGCCCCCAGAUAUAUACCUUUUUCAAGGGGGGGGGUGAAAUAUUACCCAUAGAAGAGUAUAAGAAAGACAGGAUACUGACCAAUGGAGAGAAAUACAAACUCAGGAGUCGGUACUUCACAGGGGGGGAAGAAAUUACUCUCGUCAAAACAAUUUUAGUAAUGUUUUCAAGGAGUUGCCAUUUCUGUGACCGACAGAUUUUUAUAAAAAUGUGCGACGGGGUUAUCAACGAAUGCCCAGCGAACCUCUUCCUGCUGUACUUCCUCAAACCAUUUGUAAAUUUAUCCGUUGACAAAAUUAAAGUUGUCAGAACGACAUGGGAUAAGUGCGUAAUUUCGCAGCUUAAGAAAAAGGGACACUUUCUGAAUGCGAUAAAUAUUUGGGGCAAACAAAAAGAAAUGCAGGCACAACAGGAAACGACGACAGUUGAUAGAGAGAAUUCUUCCACGCCCAAAAAAAAGGACAGCGAUCAUGUGCUGGAUAAAACUUUUGACAUUCACGACUUGAAUGAUUAA